AAAUUUAAAAUGAAAAAUUUGUUAGACACCGAUCGGUUCUCCGCACUUACACUAUACAAGAACAAAUAAAAUUUACAUUAAUGAAAACCAUAUCUUCCAACAGAUACUUGAAUCAGCAGCAUAUAAAAAAACAAAAGCUAUCAGAAGUAGAAGUGGUUUAUGGUUGUAUCACACACGACGUUCAUGAACAGCUCGAAAUCGGUGAAUUGGGACUUGAUAUUUGGCGACAGCAUAUGGUUGAAAUAAUAAGUGAGACCCUUGUUAAACAAUUAUUAGAAGGUAUACAAAAGGAUCGGCUGCAGGAAAGCCAACCAACUGAUAUAGCUAGAACUAUCAAAGGAGCUAUACAAAGCUUUGUGUGUGUAGAGGAAUACAAAAAAAAAGAUGCCCUUCAGUUAUAUCAAGCUAUAUUUGAAGUGCCAUUGCUCAAAGAUAGUGGAGAAUUUUAUAAACAUGAGGCUAACAGACUUCUUCAGCAAUGCACAGUUAGCAGCUACAUGGAAGAAGUGAUAAAAAAACUUGAGGAGGAGAAUCGGCGUGCUCUUAAAUACCUUCAUUCAAGUUCUGUAGUCAAAAUACGCAAAGAAUGUGAGCAGCGCAUGAUAACAGAUCAUUUAGAUUUUUUAUAUUCUGAAUGUGAUCGCAUGGUAUCCUCUGAAAAAAGAAGUGAUCUGAAAAAUAUGUAUACAAUUUUAAAGCCAAUACCGGAUGGACUCAAAUUGUUUGUUCAAACAUUUUUAGAGCACAUCAGAAGCGAAGGGAUGCAGAUGAUUUCUGCAUUGAAAGGAGAUCUGAUUCAUAUCCAGUUUGUCGAAGGCAUGUUGAAAGUUCACGGAAAAUAUGACGAAUUGAUCACAGAUACAUUUAAGUCGGAUCCAAUUUUUUUUAGCGCCUUAGACAAGGCAUGCGCUUCUGUUAUAAAUUCAAGAUUUUAUGAAAAACAGCCUUGCCGAAGUGCAGAAUUAGUUGCUCGGUAUUGUGACAGCUUACUGAAGAAGUCGAAAACUACUGAAUCUGAGAUAGAUUCAAAAAUUACAAAAAGUAUAACAAUCUUCAAAUAUAUCGAAGAUAAAGACGUGUAUCAAAAAUUUUAUAGCAGAAUGUUGGCAAAAAGAUUAAUACAUGAUCAGUCGCAGAGUAUGGAUGCUGAAGAAAUGAUGAUCAACAAACUAAAGCAAGCAUGUGGAUAUGAGUUCACAAACAAAUUGCAUAGAAUGUUUACAGAUAUUUCUGUCUCAAGUGACUUGAAUCAAAAGUUCAACCAUUUUCUUAAGCAGCAGAAUAAGGAAAUCGGUGAGUAUAGUUUAUCUCGAUUUAUAUCCCAAAUAAAAAACAUCCACAUUCACGACCCCCGGGUAUAUUGUAGUCUAUUGCAAGUUUCUGCUCGAACCUAGGAGUCCGAAGGCUUGAAUGGGGAGAGCACCCAAACCUCUUUCUACUCCAAGGAACCUUCCACCCCAGGGUUCGAACUGACGACCUUUGGAUUGCGAGUCCAACCGCCGCCAGCGAUGCCACCGGAGCAGGCUUGGUUUGGUGUGUUGUUUGUCUUUAUAGCAGGGAGACGACUCCCACACCUGGAAUGACUUAACGGCCUAACAACAACCAAGGCCGGGACCGACGUUUUACUUCCCCAUCCGAUGGAAGGUUGGAGCAGAUGGGAAUCGAACCCAUGAUCAUCCGCUUACAAAGCGGACAGCUUAACCAUUCGGCCAAGCCUGCUGGUUUAUAUCUCAUAUCUCGUUUUAUGAACUUUUCAUAAAUAAGAUGCCGUUCUACGCAUAGUUUUGUGUGUCCAUAGCAACUGUAAAAUUUAAAGGUCGUAGAGAAUAAGGCAAAUAGAGAAUUUGCAGCAAAGCUAAAAGACACAUGUCGCCACCUAUGAACAAAUAGCGUAAACCUAUGAUUUUUUGAAAAAAUGUGUUUUUUCCUUCAGAUACAACAUUUUUACAAAACUUAUGCUGGAUUCGGAUGAGAAAAAUUAUUUCCAACAGUUUGGUGUAUA
This is a messenger RNA of Culex pipiens pallens (northern house mosquito), 2002 nucleotides long. It is a transcript of the gene Cul2, whose product is annotated as cullin-2. Gene Ontology annotation, biological process: SCF-dependent proteasomal ubiquitin-dependent protein catabolic process; protein ubiquitination. Lineage: Eukaryota; Metazoa; Arthropoda; Insecta; Diptera; Culicidae. The record is from RefSeq and is a predicted model, not a curated record. Gene Ontology annotation, molecular function: ubiquitin protein ligase binding. The transcript has 5 exons. Bases 81 to 1394 code for a protein of 437 amino acids. Gene Ontology annotation, cellular component: Cul2-RING ubiquitin ligase complex; SCF ubiquitin ligase complex.